Nomascus leucogenys (northern white-cheeked gibbon) is the source of this 1110-nucleotide messenger RNA. It is a transcript of the gene CSRP3, whose product is annotated as cysteine and glycine rich protein 3. Gene Ontology annotation, biological process: muscle tissue development; cardiac muscle contraction; sarcomere organization. NCBI's taxonomy places the organism in Eukaryota, Metazoa, Chordata, Mammalia, Primates, Hylobatidae. The record is from RefSeq and is a predicted model, not a curated record. Gene Ontology annotation, cellular component: nucleus; Z disc; cytoplasm. Gene Ontology annotation, molecular function: actinin binding; structural constituent of muscle.
GCUAAACGGAGACCACACAGGCAGACUUGACCUUGACCAGAUAGUCGUCAAGAUGCCAAACUGGGGUGGAGGCGCAAAAUGUGGAGCCUGUGAAAAGACCGUCUACCAUGCAGAAGAAAUCCAGUGCAAUGGGAGGAGUUUCCACAAGACGUGUUUCCACUGCAGUCCCCAAAGCCGGCACGCUCAGCUACCACCAGCAACCCUUCCAAGUUCACUGCGAAGUUUGGAGAGUCCGAGAAGUGCCCUCGAUGUGGCAAGUCAGUCUAUGCUGCUGAGAAGGUUAUGGGAGGUGGCAAGCCUUGGCACAAGACCUGUUUCCGCUGUGCCAUCUGUGGGAAGAGUCUGGAGUCCACAAAUGUCACUGACAAAGACGGGGAACUUUAUUGCAAAGUUUGCUAUGCCAAAAAUUUUGGCCCCACGGGUAUUGGGUUUGGAGGCCUUACACAACAAGUGGAAAAGAAAGAAUGAAGAGGUGCGCCAUUUCUCAGAAUUUUUGCGAGCCUAAAACACUUGCCAAGUAAUCCUGCACAGAUGGAUACCUUUCCCCAAAUAGUCUCUCCUUUGUAGUUGUACAUUAUAUGUUUCUCCUCAGAAGUGAUCACGGUCUUUACUGAAUGUUAGAAGAGGCCUUUGGAAGAAAAUUAUGUAAAGUUUAAUCUAUAACAAAUGCUUUAUUAUUUAUAAUGCUUGGAGUGGGAGAGGCAAUAAAUACAUGUUUUAGUGCUAUCUUGUAUGGCUCUGGAUCUUUUCUUUGAGACAGAAAUUUUCAAAAAACAUAAAGCUAGUUCAAAAAACGAGCUGCAGAGAAUAUAAUAAAUUUGGAUGUCAACUGAGAAAGCAGCGAGAAGGAAGAAAUAAUGGGCAAGGGAAAGCAGUCUUUCAGAAUCUGUCAGCCAAGUGUCUUUCUAGUUACUGCUAAUGGAGAAGAAAACAGGGGGUCUGGGAGAAAAUAGAGAACAUGAUAGCAAAAUCUAAAAGGAAAAUCAAAACUAAUAAAAUUGCUGAAGAGUUGAUCCUUUUGUCCUAUCAUGGGGCUUCGUAAUGUUACACAUCUCGUGAAAACUCAGAAAUGACAACAAAGCGUGGCAUUUGCCUCUGUAUUAUAAAUGA